Molecule: messenger RNA, 1022 nt
Organism: Gossypium raimondii (Peruvian cotton)
Lineage: Eukaryota; Viridiplantae; Streptophyta; Magnoliopsida; Malvales; Malvaceae
Product: clavaminate synthase-like protein At3g21360
Exons: 3
Coding region: 57-1022 (321 amino acids)
Molecular function (GO): oxidoreductase activity
Source: RefSeq, a predicted model, not a curated record
GCAUCAGCGUGACUCAGAACAACUAAAUUAGAAACUUAAAGCAGCAAAGGGAAGAUAUGGAAUUUUCUUGCAAGGAUUUCAAGGUAGGGAAAUGCCAAGGCCAAAAGCUGGUGGAUGGUGAAUCCAUGCCACUGGUUCUGCAACCCCCCGAGGCAGACAAGGCUGAUAUGGAGUCGCUUCUGUUGGCUUUGAAGACAAACAAGGAUUGGUUUGAGGAAUUGAUCAUGAAAAACAGUGCUGUCCUCCUCCGGGGUUUUGAUGUCAAGAAUGCACAAGACUUCAAUGACAUCGUUGAAGCCUUUGGUUGGGAUGAUAUUCGUUAUGUCGGACCAGCACCUCGGACGCAUGUGCAUAAACGUGUCUGGACAGCUAACGAAGGACCUCUCUCUGAGUUCAUAUAUUACCAUCAUGAAAUGGUUCUGAUAAAGGAAUCUCCGAAGACAUUACUACUAUUCUGCGAGGUGCCACCACCGGAAGGUGGAGAGACGCCCUUUGUUCCUAGCUUUCGAGUAACAGAGCGGAUGCUAGAGGAAUUCCCAGAAGCUGUGGAGGAAAUGGAUGCCAAGGGGUUACAAUACUCAUUUACAGCCCUCAGCAAGAACGAUACAUCAUCAAUGAGGGGCAGAGGCUGGGAAGAUACUUUUGGAACAUCGGACCGUGAAGAGGCCGAGAGAAGGGCCAAAGCGCUGGGAAUGGACUUGGAGUGGCUACCUAAUGGGGGAGUGAAGGCUGUAUUGGGACCUCGAUCUCUAACUAGGGUGUUCGAUGGAAGGAAGGGGAGGAGAAUGUGGUUUAACACUGUAGUCGGUAUGCAUGGAAAAGAGAUAAGCUCAGCUAGCAUGGCGGAUGGAACAGAGAUUCCAGAGAAUGUAGUUAAGAGAUGUGGAGAGAUCAUAGAAGAAGAAAGCAUUCAAUUCAAGUGGGAGAAGGGUGAUGUUGCCAUCUUUGACAACAUGGCUUUGCUCCAUGGACGGAGGCCUUCUAAGCCCCCCAGAAGAGUCCUUGUUGCCACUUGCAAGUAG